CUCGUCGCAUACCACCUUACUUCGAGUAUUAGUCCACUUCAGUGGCUUCGCAGCGAACGAAGCCGGAGAAAGUAAAAGUCGAGGCAGUCGACUGAGAAAUGGAUCAGAGGUGACCAUGAAGACAGAUUACAAGUUCUCCAAUUUACUGGGAACAGUUUACUGCCAGGCCAACCUUCUGUUCAGCCCAGACGGAACCUAUCUUUUCUCCCCCGUCGGCAACAGAGUGACCGUGUUCAAUCUUGUCGACAACAAAUCCUACACCCUCCCAUUUUCUCACCGAAAGAACAUCUCGAGGAUAGGUCUUACGCCCCAGGGCAACUUGCUCCUCUCGGUUGACGAAGAUGGCCAAGCUAUCUUGACCAAUGUGCCACGGCGCAUUGUUCUGUACCAUUUUUCCUUUAAGUCCGCUGUGACAGCUCUUUCUUUCUCGCCAUCUGGGCGUUAUUUCGUGGCAGGGGUAGGCCGGAAAAUCGAGGUCUGGCAUGUGCCUUCAACUCCGGAUUCGAAUACCGAAGGCGGCCUCGAGUUUGCACCUUUUGUGCGCCACCAUACCCAUACGUCGCACUUCGACGACGUUCGCCACAUUGAAUGGUCUAGCGACUCGCGAUUCUUCCUCAGCGCCUCCAAGGAUCUUACGGCGAGGAUAUGGAGUCUAAACGCAGAGGAAGGGUUCACGCCGACAGUUCUAUCGGGCCAUAGGCAGGGGGUUAUGGGUGCUUGGUUCUCCAAGGACCAAGAGACGAUAUAUACAGUCAGCAAAGACGGCGCCGUUUUCGACUGGCAGUAUGUCGCCCCACCCAACCAAGACGACGACGAAAUGCAAGACGAUGAAUCGGACUUGCAGUGGAGGAUUGUCAACCGGCACUAUUUCCUCCAGAAUAGCGCUACACUCCGGUGUGCCGAUUUCCACCCAGAGUCAAACUUGCUCGUGGCAGGCUUCUCCAAUGGCAUCUUUGGGCUAUACGAGAUGCCCGACUUCAACAUGAUCCACACGCUCAGCAUCUCCCAAAACGAGAUUGACUUUGUCACUAUCAACAAGUCUGGAGAGUGGCUAGCUUUUGGGGCAUCCAAACUCGGCCAGCUACUUGUGUGGGAGUGGCAGUCCGAGUCCUACAUCCUCAAGCAGCAAGGUCACUUCGAUGCCAUGAACUCGUUGGUGUACUCGCCUGACGGUCAACGCAUCGUCACUACAGCUGACGACGGCAAGAUUAAGGUGUGGGAUAUAGAAUCGGGGUUCUGCAUCGUGACCUUUACCGAGCACACAAGCGGCGUUACAGCCUGCGAAUUCGCGAAGAGAGGCAGUGUUCUCUUCACGUCAAGUUUAGACGGAUCAAUCAGAGCAUGGGAUCUCAUUAGAUACCGGAACUUCAGGACUUUCACAGCUCCAGAGCGGUUAUCUUUCUCGUGCAUGGCGGUGGACCCAAGUGGCGAAAUCGUUGCAGCAGGCUCGAUCGAUUCGUUCGAGAUACACAUCUGGUCUGUCCAGACCGGACAGCUUCUUGAUCGGCUGUCUGGACAUGAAGGGCCAGUGUCGUCGCUUGCAUUUGCGCCUGACGGUGGGCUCCUGGUCAGCGGCAGUUGGGACCGGACAGCCAGGAUAUGGUCUAUUUUCAACCGGACACAAACCAGCGAACCCCUGCAGCUUCAGUCGGACAUCCUCGACAUUGCAUUCAGGCCCGACUCUCUACAGAUAGCGAUAUCAACCCUGGACGGUCAACUGUCGUUCUGGGCCGUGUCGGAGGCUGAGCAGGUUUCGGGUCUGGAUGGUCGGCGCGACGUUUCUGGAGGGCGGAAAAUCACAGACCGCAGAACUGCCGCCAACGUGGCAGGAACGAAAAGCUUCAAUACUAUCCGGUACAGCACGGACGGGAGCUGCCUUCUUGCAGGCGGAAACAGCAAGUACAUUUGCUUGUACUCGGUCACUACCAUGGUUCUUCUCAAGAAGUUCACAGCCAGUGUCAAUCUGUCGCUCUCGGGAACUCAAGAGUUCCUCAACAGCAAACUUCUCACGGAAACAGGACCCGCUAGUCUUCUUGACGACCAAGGCGAGGCAUCUGACCUUGAGGAUCGGAUAGAUAGGUCACUACCUGGCUCAAAGCGGGGCGAUCCUUCGGCAAGAAAAAGAACGGCGGAAGUAAGAGUAAGCAGCGUGGGUUUCUCACCGAGUGGGACGUCUUUCUGCGCCGCUUCUACAGAAGGACUAUUGAUUUACAGCCUCGACAAUACCAUCCAAUUCGACCCCUUUGACCUGAACAUGGAGAUCACCCCGGCAUCGACUCUCGCGGUGCUGCAGCAGAAGGACUACCUCAAAGCCCUCGUCAUGGCUUUCCGCCUGAACGAGGCGGGCCUAAUCCAGCGCGUCUUCCAGGCCAUUCCAUACACAGAUAUCCCGCUCGUGGUGGAGCAGUUCCCGACCGUGUACGUGGCCAGGCUCUUGCGUUACGUUGCCGCUCAGACAGAGCAGUCACCGCACGUUGAGUUUUGUAUGCUGUGGAUCAAGGCGCUGGUGGACAAGCACGGCGCAUGGUUGACUGCCAACCGAGGCAAAAUUGAUGUUGAACUCCGCGUCGUGGCUCGCGCCGUGGCCAAGAUGAGAGACGAUAUCAGGAGGCUCGCGGAUGACAAUGUGUACAUGGUCGACUACCUGCUUGGCCAAGCUGGGGGUGACAAGGCGGGGCCCGGAGAGGGCAACGCCAAAAUGCUCGAGUGGACAGCGACGACCAACGAGAAAGACGUCGAGGUCAAGGCUCUGCCCUCGUCCACCAAGGAACUGGACCUGAACGGCAUCUUCAAGGGCGACGCCGUGGUGGAAAACGAGGAUGAGUGGAUUGGCUUAGAAUAAGCGACUUAAGGAACAAAAAUAAAUACGGAUACAUGACUUUGAUACCAUUUUGACGGCCCCCCGGUUUGGUUUUCAGAUUCUGCUUGGACGAAGUCAUUGUUUCUCCCAUCUGCCGUUCGAACAUGCCUUUCUCGCGUGCCGUGGCUGAGCAAAAGUUGCGUCUCCAUACGUGUAUUUGUCACAAGACACCAGAAUUUCUCGCCC
Messenger RNA from Lasiosphaeria miniovina, 3046 nucleotides. Its product is annotated as WD40-repeat-containing domain protein. The transcript is spliced from 3 exons. Gene Ontology annotation, cellular component: Pwp2p-containing subcomplex of 90S preribosome; small-subunit processome. Gene Ontology annotation, biological process: ribosomal small subunit assembly; maturation of SSU-rRNA from tricistronic rRNA transcript (SSU-rRNA, 5.8S rRNA, LSU-rRNA). Gene Ontology annotation, molecular function: protein binding. The record is from RefSeq and is a predicted model, not a curated record. The coding region runs from base 116 to 2842 and encodes 908 amino acids. Lineage: Eukaryota; Fungi; Ascomycota; Sordariomycetes; Sordariales; Lasiosphaeriaceae.